AGCGAACCCAGGCGACUGUCCAGAUUUUCCAGCUGCCUCCAACUUCCUCAAUCCGGCAGCAUAAAAGAGCGGCGGCCGCAGCACCCCCAGCCCAGCCGGCGCCGCGCUCCCGCCGACAGCACGAUGCCGGGGCUGUGGUGGCCCAGUCUGCUGGCCCUGCUGGUCCCCGCGGCGGUGGCCCAGCUGCGCCCCGACCGGGCGCUGGACGCCCAGUGGGAGCUGUGGAAGAAGAGCUACCGGAAGCAGUACAACGGCGAGGCGGACGAGCUGUCGCGGCGGCUGAUCUGGGAGAAGAACCUCCGCUACAUCAACACGCACAACCUGGAGCACUCGCUGGGCGCCCGCACCUUCGAGCUGGCCAUGAACCACCUGGGCGACAUGACCAGCGAGGAGGUGGUGAGGACCAUGACGGGGCUCAAGGCGCCCCGGGGCCGCCCGCGCCGCAACGACACGCUCUACGUCGCCGACGGGGCCGAGCGGGCGCCGGCCGCCGUGGACUGGAGGAAGAAGGGCUACGUGACGCCCGUGAAGAACCAGGGCCAGUGCGGCUCGUGCUGGGCCUUCAGCUCGGUGGGCGCCCUGGAGGGGCAGCUGAAGAGGAAGACGGGGAAGCUGCUCUCGCUGAGCCCCCAAAACCUGGUGGACUGCGUGACCAACAACGACGGCUGCGGCGGCGGCUACAUGACCAACGCCUUCGAGUACGUCCGGCAGAACCGCGGCAUCGACUCCGAGGACGCCUACCCCUACAUCGGCCAGGACGAGAGCUGCAUGUACAGCCCCACCGGGAAGGCGGCCAAGUGCCGAGGCUACCGGGAGAUCCCCGAAGGGAACGAGAAGGCCUUGAAGAGGGCCGUGGCCAGGAUCGGCCCCGUCUCGGUGGGCAUCGACGCCAGCCUGCCCUCCUUCCAGUUCUACAGCCGGGGCGUCUACUACGACGAGAGCUGCAACGGCGAGAACAUCAACCACGCGGUGCUGGCGGUGGGCUACGGCGCGCAGAAGGGCACCAAGCACUGGAUCAUCAAGAACAGCUGGGGCGAAGAGUGGGGCAACAAGGGCUACGUGCUGCUGGCGCGCAACAUGGACAACGCCUGCGGCAUCGCCAACCUCGCCAGCUUCCCCAAGAUGUGAGCGGCUCCCGGCCGGCGCCGAGCGGCUCCCGGCUGCCCCCCGCUUCAAACUCGGCCUUUUUACCCUCGGUCUCUCCAGCGCGGACGUCCCUGCGGGGCAGCUCUCCCUCCCCAUGAGAAAUCUCCCCCAGGAGAGGGGACAUCGCUCCGGUGCACGUAAACGGCGCGACGAGCCCCCCGCCUGGCUCCGUUUCCUCAGGGCCUGGUGCCGUCCCCCUUCCCCUCCACCGCGCGUGCCCGGUCCCUCCUUCCCGCGGCCCCGGAGAGUCCAAUCGGGCCGGAGACGCUCGUGCAAACGGGCCCCGCGCCGGGAAGAGGUCGCGUGUGUACGCGGGCCGUGCCGCGCUCGGUGUGCCGCCUGCCCCCCGCGCAGGGUGCGGAUCUGGCCUCGCCGCGCGUCCCGUCCGUCUCCCCCCGACUCCGAGUCCCGGCGGGCUGCUGAGAACGAUACGAUUUUAUUUUUAAAAUAAACACUGUUGGGAAUAAAA
Molecule: messenger RNA, 1615 nt
Organism: Dromaius novaehollandiae (emu)
Lineage: Eukaryota; Metazoa; Chordata; Aves; Casuariiformes; Dromaiidae
Gene: CTSK
Product: cathepsin K
Exons: 8
Coding region: 124-1128 (334 amino acids)
Cellular component (GO): lysosome
Molecular function (GO): cysteine-type endopeptidase activity
Source: RefSeq, a predicted model, not a curated record